AGACCAGAGGGACAAAUUGUUUGCACAGCGCACUUCGAGCAUUGCGAUUCAACGCCACUUCAGAAUUGAACAUGAUCUCUGUUGCUGCAUCGCCUGCGCCUGAGGUACCGUCUACUUCUUAUGAUGGCCUGGGCGAGGCACUCGACGAAGAGAUCGCCCAAAUACGAGCCGAAAUUGAGAGACUGACGAAACGCCGCAAAGUGUUGACCUCAUCUCUACUAUCUUCGACACAAGUCCAAGAGAGACUUUCUAAUUCUCCUUUCCAAGAUGCUUCUGAAGGCUCACACUUCCGACCUCUCGAGUCUGCAUUCCAGCAAUCUACACUCAACAUCCACCGCUUAGGGUUCGGCGUCACAGCAUUUCCGUUCCACGAUCCGAGUCCCGAAGUACAACCCAAGAACCCGCUGCUAGGCAUAAGAAUAGACAUAUGCAAUCGCAAGGGUCAGUUUGACUCCCCAUACUACCUCUUUUGUAUCCGAGCAGGCGACGGAGAAGGACCGGUAAACCAAGAAUUGCGCAUACAUCGUCAUACAAUCCCUGCAUUGGUGCCGCUCCAGGAGUAUGAGAAGCAGUAUCUACCCUUGUCGGACGAAGGAUAUGGUGGCUCGGAGGACUCUGCGCUGAGCGUUGACGGGAGUCAGAAGAAACAAGACCUUCAUGCUCUUGUGUCGAGGGUCCGACACGACCUUGUUGCUUGGAGAUUACGACAGGACGCAAUCGACUGGAUGAAAGAGAAGCUACAGAUACCCGUCGAGCAGGAUCAAUCCAGAGAAGAUCAUGAAGACCAAGACCCUGCGGAUGAAGGCGUUGGGGAUGGCACGUUACCAGACAUCGACGCACCUGCAGGCAAACUUGGUAUCCGCGAGUUCGAAGCCAUGGGUGUUGAUGCUCGACAAGUGCGCAUACUGUGGUCAGACGACAGAGUUGGACGGAUCAAGAUAUCAGACCAAGGCAAGAUCGAAAAGGCAGCUGUCGUUGGGCUUGAGGGCCGUAUCGUGAAUAUGGAACGCAUAUUGAGUGAGGGUGAUGCCACAGUCUUUGAUCUCUUCGACCGUUUACAACAAGUCGAUCUGAACACAAGCAAGAUGGAACGAAGAAUUGCAAGAAAAGGGGACUAGGGCACAAUCGUGUUCAAAUUAAUGCGAUCAAUGAACUAAUGCCGACUAAUUUGUCGAAGAAGCUGCGUUCAAUGUCCAUCACACGCAUACUCUUCGCCUCAAUGGAAAUUUGGACGGUUUGGCCAGUGGUGCUUGUACGUGCCACUAUUUCCAAUGGUGUCGCUAGUCUCCGGAUCCUUUCCCAGGCGUGCUGUACAGGCUGCAGAUGCAGUUCCUGAUUCGGGGCACAGGGUCACUAAGGUCCCAUUCAACUUGUGGGCCUCUCGAACGCUUCCUCCACGACCCUAUCUACGUCGAGAGGGCAGAUCAACUUGACUCGGUCUUUGACCUCUUGCUUCCGUG
Molecule: messenger RNA, 1460 nt
Organism: Exophiala xenobiotica
Lineage: Eukaryota; Fungi; Ascomycota; Eurotiomycetes; Chaetothyriales; Herpotrichiellaceae
Exons: 2
Coding region: 72-1118 (348 amino acids)
Cellular component (GO): kinetochore; Mis6-Sim4 complex
Source: RefSeq, a predicted model, not a curated record